GUCUUCGGCAUAUCCCUGUUGAAAUAUUAUUAAACAUUUAUAAAGAAGCUAAAAUAAUUUGUGUAAACUGUGUUUACAGUACCUAAUUGAUAGAUGGAAGUAUGAAACCAUUAAAACUAAAUAUAUUCGAAUUCUUUACCAUCUAGUUUAUUCUUUAGAAAGUUCUAGGUACAUUUGUUUCAUUUAUAGUAGGUAUUUUUCUAUUUAUUUAAAAUAAAAGAGAAUUUACAACCGUGAGUCCGUGAACUUAAAAUACAAAGCUAACUAUUGUUUUUUUUAAUACAUACAUGUUUUAUUUACCAAAAUACUAACCAUAUGUUAACUAAAAUAAAAUUACUGAAAAUUAUUGGAAUAACUAUGUUUGAAAAUUAGUCGAAUAACUUUUUAUUCGAAUGACAUUGUUUUUGAAUUAUUCGAAUAAACUAUUAUCUAAAUAAAAUUGUAUCCGGAUGUUGCCCAACUCUAAUCCUCACAUGCUAAGGCAUUUAUCAGUUAGAAUAAAUCCCGCCAUAGACCUAAUACUAGUAACUAGUAUAUAACUAGUUAAUAGGUCUAUGGAUCCCGCCUUUUUGCAGACGAUAUUUUAAAAUCACAAAAUGCGGGAAGGACUGUAUAAGAGAUUAUUGACAAAUUCAUAAUAUUUUUACAACGUCUUUGAGUCACCUAUUCAACGAUGAAUUCUUCAGUGAUUGUUUAACAAAGACCAUUAUGUUGCUAAAUAUAAAUAUCAAUACAUAAGAGAAUUUCGCAGAAAUGCAGAAAAUGCUAUUAGUAAUUUUGCGAAUACACAUUUAUUUACGUUCCUAUAGGGUUACUGAGUAAUAACUAAUGAGUAUUGAAUAUUGAUAUAUUAGUACUAAUAUUUAAUAUUAAAUUUAUAUUCUAUGAUACUGGCUGUACUCAGUAUUACAAUAUCAAACCUUUAUUCGGUUUAUUCCAUGUUUGUACUGUUUGUAACUAUGUGUGUCGUCAACGGUGCCUGACAGAGUUGACAGUCAACAUUUACCAACAAUAAUUCGUUCGUUUAAAAUAUUUUGCCAUUGAGUAUUAUAUUUUUUCAAUUUUCAUUUGUUUGCUUUUUAAACGGAUUUUUGUCACUCAUUUUCUCGACAAUAUGGAACAAAUAGUCAAGAUUUUUGUACAUCAAAGUUAUUUCAUAGAAAAUGAUUUGAUCGUUGACUAUAAUGUGGAACAAGAAGCUCUUGUUAAUGUAUCCCCUAAAGAUUGGAUAGCAUUAAUACCUAAAGGGUGGUCUGGAGUAGAUGAACAAGUUGCUUAUAAAACUAUUGAUAGUGAUUGUGAUGUAGCAAAUUUAGCAAUUAAAUCAGUUAUUAUGGAGAAAAAAUGUUUCCAAGAUGUUGUUGAGUGUGAGAAACAUUAUCAACUUAUGUAUAUUAGCCAAUAUUUAGAGAUAUUAGGUAGAAGUGAAUACUUUACUUUUCUUCAUCAAUCUGGACCUUGCAACUGUAUUUCUUCCUCUGUACAAAAUGAAAAUAAGGAUAAUUUUAAGCAAAGUCGAUUAUCUUCGACCUCUAGCCGCAACAAACCAUUACGUAGACAAUCGCCAACACCACGUGCAUUUUACAAACAUCGACCUCAAUCGCAAAAUAGUGUUGUAAAAAGUGAAAAAUUAAAAUCAAAACAAUGGUCAACAAAUAAAUGUAUUAAUUGUAAUGCACCAAACAACUUUUCAGCACUUGAAAGUGCAUACCUUGCAAAAAUUCAAGAUUUAACAACAAAUAAUGAAGCAAUGGAGCAACGUUUAUUGACAUUUGAAAAAGAUUUGGUUCAUACAUUGGAAGUAGUUAAUAAACAGUUUAAAUUAAGCACAACCAUUUCACAACAAAAACGUGAUAUUCAAAAAUUCAUUGAUGAUUUAGUUGAUGGAUUAGUUAAUGACGGCAAGAUAACAUUUUGGGCUCAUGAUCAAGAGUUUUCAGUUGUUAGAGAAUUUCCAGAAAAAAACCAAAUCUCUCCACUGCCAGAUGACUGCACAUUGUCCAUUAAUAAAUCACUAAAUUCAUCCAAAGAGGUUUAUAUGAAAGCUAUCAUUGGCCAACAAGAGGAAACUAUUCAACAUCUUGUUGAUAAAAUAAAGGAUUUGUUUGAUCUUUUCCUUAAAGUAAACUCGCAGACAAAUGAACAAAAUAAUUCAGAUUCAACUUCAUCUGAAAGUAAAAUAAAUAAUAUUGGUUAUAUGGAUAGUUCAGGAACUACAUAUUUUUCUCCUCCAUCAUAUAUUACUGAUACUUUGAACGAUAUAAAUUUGUAUUUGGCCAAUACUGUUAAUUAUGAUCAUAGAAUUGAAAAAAUUGGGAUAAAUGAAAAUGUUUGUAACUGGACAAAAAACACUUUUUCUAGUAGUGAAUUUCCUGUUACACUGGAAUCAAGUGUAAUACCUACAUUAAAUAAUGAAGUCAAAGACAAAAUAUUGACCUUUGAAGAUUGGAAACAAGAAAAAAACGAAUUUACAUUGUGUACUCAAUCACCUGAGAACUGUAUCAAUGAAAAAACAAAUGCAUUGAACAUUAAACAAUAAAAAAAGACGCAAAUGAUAAUUUCGAAGAAAAUGUUUCUUGAGAUCGUCAUUUCAUGAUUUUAUACAUAAUGAUACUGGAGUUCAGUUACUUUUGGAGUUUUUUUUUUUAUUUAUUUUCAUAUAUAAAUCAUAAUUAUGUUAUUUUUCAUUUUUUUUUUUUUUUUUGUAUAUUCCAAGUGUAAUUCCCUAAAUUAUUUUUUUUUCUAUCAUUUAAAAUAAACUAAUAAUAUAUUGUUUGACUUUUGAAAAAAAUUGUAUUUCAAAUUUAAAAAAAAUAUGAUGUAAUAAUUACUUCAAGAAACAAUUCUUUUAGAAUUAAAUAACUUAUUUUGGA
Rhopalosiphum padi (bird cherry-oat aphid) is the source of this 2873-nucleotide messenger RNA. RefSeq lists its product as uncharacterized. The record is from RefSeq and is a predicted model, not a curated record. NCBI's taxonomy places the organism in Eukaryota, Metazoa, Arthropoda, Insecta, Hemiptera, Aphididae.